Molecule: messenger RNA, 1166 nt
Organism: Aspergillus ruber CBS 135680
Lineage: Eukaryota; Fungi; Ascomycota; Eurotiomycetes; Eurotiales; Aspergillaceae
Exons: 2
Coding region: 44-1048 (334 amino acids)
Cellular component (GO): kinetochore; Mis6-Sim4 complex
Source: RefSeq, a predicted model, not a curated record
GAUACGUGACAACACACCACCAUCACCCAAACAACCCUCAAUAAUGGAAUCUGACCUAGAUUCGGAUAUCUCCUCCAUCCGCGCAGAAAUCCGCGCCCUCCAAUCCCGUAAACGGUUCCUCUCCUCCAGCCUACUCUCCUCCGACGCUCUUCAGAAACACCUUCCCAACCCUAGCAUCCCAAUACCACCAUCAUCAUUGGAAUCGCAAUCGCAAUCGCAGCUUGCAGAAGCAUCACCCCUAGUCCAAUCCGCCAACACCCAUUCCGAAUCGAACCACCACCGCAUCGCUUUCUCGACGACCGCGUUUCCGUUUACGGAUCCUUCGCCUUAUGGCUCGUCGGGAAGAGGGAAAGAUAGUGAGAAGGAGCAUGAAAAAAAUCUACUAGGUGUGCGCAUUGAUGUCUGCGCGCGGAACGGCCGAUUUGUGAGACCGUUUUAUGUACUCCUAAAGCGUGUUACUGGACAUGAUGGCCAACGGCGGCUGCGCAUACAUCGACAUACGAUCCCCGCGUUCAUCUCGAUGCAGAAAUUAGAGCGAAUAUACCUUCCCACGCCAUCGCAGACAGCAGACCAGGAACAGGGCGAAGGCGCGGAAGAAGAGGAACUUAAACCCUGGAAGAAGAAGCGACCAACCAGAAAACCAGACCUUCACGCCUUCGUCCGAACACUCCGACGCGAACUAGUCUCGUGGCAGAAGAGACACGACGCCAUUGGGUUAUUGCGGGAGAAGCUCGGGGUGCGGAAUCAGGAUCCUGACUCUGAACAGGAUGUCUUCUCCGACGUUAAAGACGGAGGGUGGUUACCAAUUAAUUCGAUGGGUCUUGCGUCGCUAUCACCUACAGCAUUGGAAGCACGAUAUGUCCGGCUGGAAUGGGAGGAUGGGCGUGUGGGGCGGUUUAAAUUGUCUAAUACGGGGAUGGUCGAGCGCGCGGUUGUGAUUGGGGAUCAGGGUAGGGAUAAGAUGCUCGAAGCAGCCAUGACAGGCGGUGAUGGGAGGGUGGAAAGCAUGUUGGACCGGUUAGAGCAGUAUACUACGUCGCAGUCAUGACUGGGAUAAAUAUGAUGUAUGAACUAAUCCAGUGAUUAACGCUAUGCAUAUAACUCAAAAGACUGCUGAUGCGUGUGUAAUGCUGUCUGGAUAAUGACCAAAAGAGAUAAGGGAAAAA